This is a messenger RNA of Odobenus rosmarus divergens (Pacific walrus), 777 nucleotides long. RefSeq lists its product as uncharacterized. The record is from RefSeq and is a predicted model, not a curated record. Gene Ontology annotation, biological process: protein phosphorylation; regulation of mitotic cell cycle. The transcript has 6 exons. Bases 1 to 777 code for a protein of 258 amino acids. Gene Ontology annotation, molecular function: ATP binding; cyclin-dependent protein serine/threonine kinase activity. Lineage: Eukaryota; Metazoa; Chordata; Mammalia; Carnivora; Odobenidae. Gene Ontology annotation, cellular component: nucleus.
AUGGGACUUUCCAAAAGCAAACACAAAUCUAGGAAAGGUGAGGAGAAAAAGAAGGGGCGCGGCUCUUCCCCUGCAAAGACUAAGGAAAGGUCGAUGGACAGGCGUUCUCAAGAGACCGAGAGGCCUCCAGACACCAAGGCUGCAGAGAGCUUCCAAGGGAAGAAGGGGGCAGCCAAGCGACAGUGGCCUCCUUCAUCUGAAGUCGAAGAGAAACCUGAUGUAAAGGUAAAGGCGAGCAAGAAGAAAGCUGCCAUUCCACAGAUCAUCAUCACUAGAGCCUCAAAAGAGACUCUAGCCAGCUACAGUUCCAUCGGAAGUGAAGAGCAGAGAACCAUUAAAGAGCAGGUGGAAUGGGGCCCCUACUCCCGACACAGAAACCCCAGUACAGUAGACGCCUAUGAGCUGCUGGCAGCUUGGCAGAGGGCAACAGUGACUCUGGCUCAGAGACUGAACUUCGUGGUACAGCUCAUGGCAUCACUGUCGCGCCGUCUACCUGACUCACCUCGUCCGCCAGCCUGCAGCGGGGACGGGAGGUCCGCGAGGCCCGAGCCCGACAGGGCCCCGCAGGUGGCGGGCGCUCCACCCGCAGAUGCCCGGAGCGCGGCCUCCCAGCCGCUCUUCCCGCACCUUUCGGACGCCCUCUGCUCCCCGCCCCAGCCUGGCUCCAGAGCCGCCCUCGGGAGCUCCAAGGGAGCCCCCCGCCCCUCAGACUUCGGCCUCCUCCUCCUCCGGCGGCCGUUCCUCAGCACCCCAGCCGCCUCGGGUGCCCGCGCUUAA